Molecule: messenger RNA, 779 nt
Organism: Cloeon dipterum
Lineage: Eukaryota; Metazoa; Arthropoda; Insecta; Ephemeroptera; Baetidae
Product: red pigment-concentrating prohormone-like
Exons: 5
Coding region: 163-528 (121 amino acids)
Molecular function (GO): hormone activity
Source: RefSeq, a predicted model, not a curated record
GCUCAAACUCAAAGGGAUAGGCAUGCAUGCAAACGUACGCCGGUGAGAAGCUGCGCGCAGCAUGAGCGUAGGCAGAAGUGCUCGCUAUAAGAGCCGCAACCCUGCCAUCCCUCAUCCAUUCUCACCCGAAACCCCACUGGACCAAUACACUGCUGCAGUGCGAUGGCUCUGAGUGCACAGUCUGGCAAGCCUUUACUUAUCCUGGGCCUGCUCUCCACAUAUCUUUUGGUUUUCUGCCUCGAUUCAGCCGAUGCUCAGAUCAACUACUCCCCUGGAUGGGGCAAGAGAAAUGGAGUAAGAAUUGAAAGUGCUCAGGAGGUUACUGGCUCAUCACCUCAAGGGGUGAACUUCUCACCGGGAUGGGGCAAGCGUGGACUAUCAGGAGCUGCUGGCCCUGGCGUGGGAAUUCCGCAAGAGCUCCGGGACUCGUCAUGCAAAUCAUCCAUGGACACGAUUCUUCACAUUUACAAGCUGGUGCAGGCCGAGGCGCAAAAGUUGACCAACUGUGAGAAGUUUGGCAGUGAAUGAUGAAGUCCGGUAUCCUGCACCAUCCAGCACACAUUAUUUGAGGAAUAUUUUUAGAAGACGCGUUGAAGCAAAAAAGGGCUAUGUCAUACAAUUGUAAUUCGUUUUUAAAACAAGAGGCUGGGCUUUGAUUUAACUUUGCAGCAAGUGUGUAUCUCAUUUUUUGCUUCAGAUGCUUGAUUUUUAAUUGCUAAUAAUUAUUAUUUCUACAAACGAUUUGUAAAUAAAAACAAAUUAAUUUACCGUAGCCCUUA